AUGGCGGAACCUACCCAGGCCUCAACCCCGGCGCCGGCCACGCAGUCCCGUCCCCUUCAGUCUCCAGCCCCUGCCCCAACUCCGACUCCUGCCCCCAGCCCGGCUUCAGCCCCGACUCCGGCUCCCACUCCGGCACCAGCCCCCGCCCCAGCUGCAGCCCCAGCCGGGAGCACAGGGACUGGGGCUCCCGGGGUAGGAAGUGGGGGGACCGGGAGCGGAGGGGAUCCGGCUCGACCUGGCCUGAGCCAGCAGCAGCGCGCCAGCCAGAGGAAGGCGCAAGUCCGGGGGCUGCCGCGCGCCAAGAAGCUUGAGAAGCUAGGGGUCUUCUCGGCUUGCAAGGCCAAUGAAACCUGCAAGUGUAAUGGCUGGAAAAACCCCAAGCCCCCCACUGCACCCCGCAUGGACCUACAGCAGCCAGCUGCCAACCUGAGCGAGCUAUGUCGCAGCUGUGAGCACCCCUUGGCUGACCACGUGUCCCACCUGGAGAAUGUGUCAGAGGAGGAGAUUAACCGGCUACUGGGUAUGGUGGUGGACGUGGAGAACCUAUUCAUGUCUGUUCAUAAGGAGGAGGACACAGACACUAAGCAGGUGUAUUUCUACCUCUUCAAGCUUCUGCGGAAAUGCAUCCUGCAGAUGACCCGGCCAGUGGUGGAGGGCUCCCUGGGCAGUCCCCCGUUUGAGAAGCCUAAUAUUGAACAGGGUGUGCUGAACUUUGUGCAAUACAAGUUUAGUCACCUCGCCCCUCGGGAGCGGCAGACGAUGUUUGAGCUCUCAAAGAUGUUCCUGCUCUGCCUUAACUACUGGAAACUUGAGACGCCUGCCCAAUUUCGGCAGCGGUCUCAGGCUGAGGACGUGGCUACCUACAAGGUCAAUUAUACCAGAUGGCUCUGCUACUGCCACGUGCCCCAGAGCUGUGAUAGCCUCCCCCGCUACGAGACCACUCACAUCUUUGGGCGAAGCCUUCUCCGCUCCAUCUUCACUGUGACCCGGCGGCAGCUGCUAGAGAAAUUCCGGGUGGAAAAGGACAAGCUGGUGCCUGAGAAGAGGACCCUCAUCCUCACCCACUUCCCAAAAUUCCUGUCCAUGCUGGAGGAGGAGAUCUAUGGGGCGAACUCUCCGAUCUGGGAGUCGGGCUUCACCAUGCCGCCCUCAGAGGGGACCCAGCUGGUGCCCAGGCCAGCUACGGUCAGCGCGGCAGUUGUUCCCAGCGCCCCCAUCUUCAGCCCCACCAUGGGUGGGGGCAGCAACAGCUCCUUGAGUCUGGAUUCCGGAGGGGCUGAGCCCAUGCCAGGUGAGAAGAGGAAGCUCCCAGAGAACCUGACCCUGGAGGAUGCCAAGCGGCUCCGCGUGAUGGGCGACAUCCCCAUGGAGUUGGUCAACGAGGUCAUGCUCACCAUCACCGACCCUGCCGCCAUGCUGGGGCCUGAGACGAGCCUGCUGUCUGCCAACGCAGCCCGGGACGAGACGGCCCGCCUAGAGGAGCGCCGCGGCAUCAUUGAGUUCCAUGUCAUCGGCAACUCACUGACGCCCAAGGCCAACCGGCGGGUAUUGCUGUGGCUCGUGGGGCUGCAGAAUGUCUUCUCCCACCAGCUGCCGCGCAUGCCCAAGGAGUACAUCGCCCGCCUCGUCUUUGACCCGAAGCACAAGACUCUGGCCUUGAUCAAGGAUGGGCGGGUCAUUGGUGGGAUCUGCUUCCGCAUGUUUCCCACCCAGGGCUUCACAGAGAUUGUCUUCUGUGCUGUCACCUCAAAUGAGCAAGUCAAGGGCUAUGGGACUCACCUGAUGAACCACUUGAAGGAGUAUCACAUCAAACACAACAUCCUCUACUUCCUCACCUAUGCCGACGAGUACGCCAUUGGCUACUUCAAAAAGCAGGGCUUCUCCAAGGACAUCAAGGUUCCCAAGAGCCGCUAUCUGGGCUACAUUAAGGACUAUGAGGGUGCAACAUUGAUGGAGUGUGAGCUGAAUCCCCGGAUCCCCUACACGGAGCUGUCCCACAUCAUCAAAAAGCAGAAGGAGAUCAUCAAGAAGCUGAUUGAGCGCAAACAAGCCCAGAUCCGAAAGGUCUACCCCGGGCUCAGCUGCUUCAAGGAGGGUGUGAGGCAGAUCCCUGUGGAGAGUGUCCCCGGCAUUCGAGAGACAGGCUGGAAGCCGUUGGGGAAGGAGAAAGGGAAGGAGCUGAAGGAUCCAGACCAGCUCUACACAACCCUCAAAAACUUGCUGGCCCAGAUCAAGUCACACCCCAGUGCCUGGCCCUUCAUGGAGCCUGUGAAGAAGUCAGAGGCCCCUGACUACUAUGAGGUCAUCCGCUUCCCUAUUGACCUGAAGACCAUGACGGAGCGACUGCGCAGCCGCUACUAUGUCACCCGGAAGCUCUUUGUGGCUGACCUGCAGCGGGUCAUUGCCAACUGCCGCGAGUACAACCCCCCGGACAGCGAGUACUGCCGCUGUGCCAGCGCCCUGGAGAAGUUCUUCUACUUCAAGCUCAAGGAGGGGGGCCUCAUUGACAAGUAG
Messenger RNA from Puma concolor (puma), 2514 nucleotides. It is a transcript of the gene KAT2A, whose product is annotated as lysine acetyltransferase 2A. Gene Ontology annotation, molecular function: histone H3 acetyltransferase activity; protein binding. Gene Ontology annotation, biological process: positive regulation of transcription by RNA polymerase II; chromatin remodeling. The record is from RefSeq and is a predicted model, not a curated record. Gene Ontology annotation, cellular component: ATAC complex; nucleus. NCBI's taxonomy places the organism in Eukaryota, Metazoa, Chordata, Mammalia, Carnivora, Felidae.